Spea bombifrons (plains spadefoot toad) is the source of this 1461-nucleotide messenger RNA. RefSeq names its product E3 ubiquitin-protein ligase makorin-2-like. Gene Ontology annotation, molecular function: ubiquitin protein ligase activity; metal ion binding. The coding region runs from base 64 to 1194 and encodes 376 amino acids. NCBI's taxonomy places the organism in Eukaryota, Metazoa, Chordata, Amphibia, Anura, Pelobatidae. Gene Ontology annotation, biological process: protein polyubiquitination. The transcript has 8 exons. The record is from RefSeq and is a predicted model, not a curated record.
CCCAAACAUAUAUAAAGGCCGUCUGUCUAAUGACGAGGUAUAUUGAUUAUUGAAGGGGGGGCAAUGGCUACAGCGUCUGGCAGGGGAGCAGGUUUCCGCGUGCCUUGCAGGGCAUUCAGCCGUGGUGCGUGCCGGUGGGGUCAAAACUGCAGAUUCUCUCAUGAAAGGAAGGCUUCACAGAUCUGCCGGCAUUUCCAGAAUGGCUACUGUGGUUAUGGAGAUGAAUGCAGUUACCAGCACCUGCCUGCCAACAUGCCAUCAGAAGCCCCUGUCCACUACUACCCAGGUCGUAGAGUUUCUGCACCUUGUGUCUUGCCCUUUUCUCAGAACUCUCGGGCUGGGCGUAGGGGCUCAGAGCCAGCAGUUCCUCCUCGGCCAACAGCUAGAGCUGAUCGCGAAAGACUUUCACAAUCUUCAAGUAGACUAAACUGGGCAUUGGCUCCAGAGUUUGUACCAAGGAAAGCAGGAUCACAGCUUGUGAGAUCUGUAUCUAGUCCCACACUUCGAGAGGAAACAAAGCUUGAAGCAAAAUGCUGUGAAGGCACACGGUCUCAAACAUCUCUGAAGAUUCUACAUUCUGAAAUGGGUUCUUCAGAUCUGCAGUAUGAACGUAGUCGGGAUGUGGUUUGUGGGAUCUGCAUGGAUAAGGUGUAUGAUAAACAGGUGGCAGAAGAACGCGUGUUUGGGAUUUUACCAAACUGCAGCCAUGCAUAUUGUGUGGAUUGCAUCAAGCGCUGGCGAAAAACCCGGGAUUUCCAGAAUGAGGUUAUAAAGGGCUGUCCUCAGUGCCGCAUAAAAUCUAGUUAUUUCAUACCUUACAAGUAUUGGAUUGGAGAGUCUGCUGAAAAGUUGAAACUUAUAGAGAACUUCAAGGCAAAGACUAGUAAAAUCCGCUGUCGCUUCUUUCUUCGUGGUAAUGGAUACUGCCCCUUUAAAUCUGAGUGUAUUUACCUCCACGAAUUGCCAUCUGGUCACCAGAGAAGAAGACGACGGGAGCAUCGUAGACCUAGUGCCCCUGCUUUGCCCUAUUCACAAAUGCUGGAAAUAUUUGAAGAGGACUUUCAUGAUGAGGAAGACUUGGAUCUUCUCCAUUGUGCUCUCGCCCUUGCUCUCAUUGAAGAUAACUUUGAGCUUGGAUUUGGUUUACCUGAAGAGGUUGAAAUAGAGUGGGGUGAAUCCAGUGACUCAGAAUAAAUACUUCCCACUUUGAAGACUGGAAACAUCUGCGUUUUGUUGGCCCACAAACCAUGCUUCCCCCUCAUUAGUUUAUCAGGUUCUAAUUUGCUUAGGACUGUUGAAUACCCAAGACUUGCUCCUGGGUUUGUCUAUAGCAGUGCUGUUAAAGCAGGCAUGAGAAGAGACCCUCAGGGUAUUCGGUAUAGCAUAUUUGGAAAGUCAAACAUUUCUGUAAAAGAAAAAAAGUUUAAUAUGUUUUGUAAUAAAGAUUUAAUACAUUAACAA